This is a messenger RNA of Alternaria atra, 1869 nucleotides long. RefSeq lists its product as uncharacterized. The record is from RefSeq and is a predicted model, not a curated record. The transcript is spliced from 3 exons. NCBI's taxonomy places the organism in Eukaryota, Fungi, Ascomycota, Dothideomycetes, Pleosporales, Pleosporaceae. Bases 1 to 1869 code for a protein of 622 amino acids.
AUGGCGUCUACGCAGUCGUACAGCGGCCCACUUUCCCUCGGACACUCCAAGUAUGCUGAUCCACAGCGGAGGAAAGCAGCGCUGGCCGCAUCCGCAUCUGUCGCUGCUGUUAUCACUGCCGAUACCGCCAUGGCCACCAAGGAGCAAAUCGCCGCCUUGAAGACCGGUCAUGCCGCCCUCAAUGUAGCUCAACACAACGCUGAUGCGCAGCUCGCCAUAUCUCAGGGUAAUGCCUUGAAGGAAGAAGUCGCCAAGCAUGCCAAAAAAUUCUCCAGGACUGUAUCAUCCACUGUCACCAACACGCGCCGACUGCUAGAGCUGAUCCGUGAGGCGUCGCCAGAUGCGACCAACCCGACUAUCGAUGACCUAUGGGAUGAGUUGGAACAACUAUUUGCUGCUGCAAACGAGGCAAAGGAAGCGCUGCCCGAAUUCCUCGAGAAGCAGCGCGACAACAUGAGCCUGUACCACAGCUCAAUGGUGAACGAGGCCAUCAAGGACACGCAAGAUGAACUCAAUAUCCAGCACAAGAAGGUCAACAUCCAGCACAACCUGAUACUUGAGCACCAAGAAGCUUUUCUUGCGCACAAGGAGCAUACUUCCGGCAAGCUGAAGGAGCUUGAAGGUCUCCAGGAGCGCAUCUCACGUCUGACACUCGAGAAGGGCAACUUCCGCACGGAGAUCGACAAGUACGUGCAGCUGUUAGAGGAGGAGCGCUCAAUGAGAGCUGAAGAUCUCCGCAAAGUUGCCGAUCUAGAGAAGGAGCUUGAGGCUCUUGUAGACUCUAAGAAGCAGCUUCUCGUUGAGAUCGACACCCUGCGCAAAGCUCUCCAGGACUUCCAAGCUAAGAUGAAAUCUUCCGAGCAGGAGACAACCGAUCGAUUCACCGCCCAGCUGAAGUCGACUGCCGAGCUGUUGGCAAAGGAGACCCAGAAAACCACAGCUCUCAACACUAUGAUCAGCCAGCUGAAGGGCGGCGAGAGCACUGCCAGACUCGAUGCCGAUAAGGCGAAGAAGGAGAACAAAGCGCUGAACGAGAGGUACAGCAACCAGGCGGCUGAGCAUGCAAAAGCCUUUGCGGCAAGUAACCAUGCUACAAAAAAUCUAGUGCAAAUGAUGCUAAUGUGUUCGCAGAAACUCAACGAGCAAACCAAGCAAAUCGAAGGUCUGAAGACCGACCUCGAACGUCGCCAAGAGGAGAAUGCCGAGCUGAAACAGAGUCUCACCAAGCUUGCCGACCUUGAAGAACAGAUUACUCGGCUCAACCGAGUGAAGUGGACUCUGUCCGAACAAGUCAACAGUCUCAGCACUGAGUUGGAUGCUAGCAAGAAGGAGGCAAGUAAGGCCGACACCAAGGUGGAGGGUCUUCUGAAGAAAGUUGAAGGUCUGGACCAGGAGGUUGAACAGCUGGAAUCGGCUCACAACCAGCUUCUUAGCAAGAUGAAAGAGAACAGGAUGGCUGUCCAGACCUCCGAACUUCUCAAGAAUGAGAACACCAAACUCAAGACGAUGAUCGACGAGCUCGAGACCUCCAAGAGCACUUCACUCGUCUUGUGUGGCUCUUCGUCUUCAAAGGAUGAGAAGGCAGCGUGUGAUCAGGAGGACAGGAUUACGGACCUCGAAAACGCUCUACAUGAGUGGACUAAUCUUGCCAAGCGCUCUUACAAGGAGUACAAGGACAUGCUACCCACCUACAAGAAGGCCGAUCAGUACCGUCAGGAAGUCAUCGAAAGGGACGGGACUAUCAAGAACUUGAAGCUCGAGCUUGCUGAAGCCAAAGUCUCCAAGGCUAAUGGCGUGGGUGGUGCUGGUAAUGAUGUCCGUUACUGGAAGCAGAAGUAUGAGACCCUUCUGCUCGCCGUUGAUAAAUAG